This is a messenger RNA of Oreochromis aureus, 6358 nucleotides long. RefSeq names its product growth hormone receptor a (gene ghra). Bases 362 to 2269 code for a protein of 635 amino acids. Gene Ontology annotation, cellular component: membrane. NCBI's taxonomy places the organism in Eukaryota, Metazoa, Chordata, Actinopteri, Cichliformes, Cichlidae. The record is from RefSeq and is a predicted model, not a curated record. Gene Ontology annotation, molecular function: cytokine receptor activity; protein binding. The transcript has 10 exons.
GUGGUGGUGGUCAACAGAGCAGAGUGGAUUGCUGGCGGAUGAGGGCGCUUGAUCGCUGCGCGAAAAACACUGCCCACUUUUUCUGUUUAAGCGACGUAGCGUGUCUCUACCCCUCCAAGUGUUCUAGACGAUAAGCAGCAAAUAAGGCAAAAACCCCACCAGGAAAGCACGCGUCCGAUCCUGCGAUUGAGUGAUAUGUAAAAGUCGUCCCGGUAAGGUCUGAGUCGGACCGAGCAGUCUGCAGUGAAGAAGCAGGACUCGUAACCCGUUAGUGCUUGCGCUGGCCAUCAGAUGAGCAACUUCUGAAAAGUAAAUCUGCGCCGUGCUUGCAGUUUUCAGCUCCACGCUUCGGAAGAACAUCAUGGCUCUCUCGCCCUCCUCUAAUCUCCUGAUUCUUCUCAUCCUUUCCUCCCUGGAUUGGCUGCCCUCUCCAGGAUCUACAUUUCUCACUGACUGGGACCACACGACAUCAUCAGCUCUCAUUGAGCCUCAUUUUACUGAGUGUAUAUCAAGGGACCAGGAGACGUUCCACUGCUGGUGGAGUCCCGGCAGCUUCCAAAACCUCUCCUCCCCUGGAGCACUCCGAGUCUUCUACCUUAAGAAAGAGCCUCCUACCAGCCAGUGGAAGGAGUGUCCUGAGUAUAUCCAUUCAAAUAGGGAAUGUUUCUUUGAUGAAGCUCACACAUCCAUAUGGAUCACUUACUGCAUGCAGCUUCGCACUCAAAACAACAUCACCUAUUUCAAUGAAGAUGACUGUUUCACUGUGGAGAAUAUUGUACGUCCUGACCCGCCAGUGAAUUUAAACUGGACCCUGCUGAAUACAAGUCCUUCCGGGCUAAAUUAUGAUGUCAUGAUUAACUGGGAGCCCCCACCUACUGCUGAUGUUAGGUUGGGAUGGAUGCGUGUGGAGUAUGAGUUGCAGUACAGAGAGAGAAAUACCACAAACUGGGAAGCAUUGGACAUUCAGCGACAGUCUCAUCAGACAAUCUACGGUCUGCGCUUAGGAAAAGAAUAUGAAGUACACAUCCGCUGCAGGAUGCAGGCUUUCAUUAAAUUUGGCGAGUUCAGUGAAUCCAUCUUCAUUCAAGUGACUGAGAUUCCUAGCACAGAGUCUACUGUCCAUCUCACACUGGUUCUUGUAUUUGGGACUGUGGGUAUCCUCAUACUCAUCAUGCUCAUAGUCAUCUCUCAGCAGAACCGAUUAAUGAUAUUCCUGCUGCCGCCUGUUCCUGCACCCAAAAUCAAAGGCAUCGAUUCAGAGCUAUUGAAGAAGGGGAAGCUGGAUGAGCUGAAUUUUAUGCUGAGUGGUAGAGGAAUGGAUGGCCUGCCCAUUUAUGCACCAGAUUUCUACCAAGACGAGCCGUGGGUGGAGCUCAUGGAGGUCGAUGAGACAGAGGAUGUAGAUAAUGGAGAGAAGAAGGAUAACCGGGGCUCAGACACCCAGAAACUCCUGGGUCAGUCCCAACCUGUCAGUCAACACAUCAACAUAAACUGCUCAAAUUCAGUCAGUGGUCCGGAUGCUGAGUCAUCCCAGGCCACCUGUUACAACACAGAUCUCCCUGAAGAAGAAACACAAAUGCUGAUGGCCACGCUUCUACCAGGACAACCUGAUGAAGAGGAAACCUCCCUUGAUACUGGAGAAAGAUCCUCAGCCUCUGAGAAAGGUGAAAGACAGCUCAUCCAAACCCAAACUAGAGGGCCCCAGACCUGGGUCAACACAGACUUCUACGCUCAGGUCAGCAAUGUUAUGCCAACUGGUGGUGUGGUGUUGUCUCCUGGACAGCAACUCAGAAUCCAGGAGAGCAUCUCAGCCGCCGAGAAGGAAACAAAAAAGAAGCGGAAAGAGAGUGAAGACAGCGAGGAGUCUGAGGAACGGAAGCAAAAAGAGCCACAGUUUCAGCUGCUAGUAGUGGAUCCAGAAGGAAGUGCCUACAGUACAGAGAGCAGUAUCCAGCAAAUCAGCACUCCUCCCCCUAGCUCUCCCAUGCCCGGUGAGGGGUACCACAUCAUACAUCCUCAGCCAGUGGAGCCCAGACCUGCAGCCAUAACGGAGCUUAAUCAGUCACCUUACAUUAUUCCUGACUCUCCCCAGUUUUUUGCUCCUGUUGCAGACUACACAGUGGUUCAGGAGUUAGACAGCCAUCACAGUCUGCUCCUUAACCCGCCUUGCCACCAGACCCCCCCUCCCUGCCUGCCACAGCACCCACUCAAGGCACCUAUGCCUGUGGGAUACAUUACCCCAGACCUGCUGGGGAACCUCUCACAAUGAAAUGACAAUGACAUCAGACCUUUACGUGUAAGGCUGAUUCACCAGGAAGUUACCUACAGUCGUCCUACCUGAUUCCCGUUGGAAACCAAGUAACUCCCAGCACACUGGGUGGCUGAGAUGUGCACGGGUGUCUAUUUUCAGAGGAUGCUGAAAGGCAGAUAUAAAAGGCUACAAGAUACUCUCUUAACUUCUUUGCAUCUGCUAAAGCAGUUCUUUUUUGAGGCAGCCAAAUAUUAACAUCACAAACCAAAUGCACAGUUUGCUCUGUUUCGUCAACACCUCAUGCAUCCAUGCAUGAUUACAGUGAGCCAAGCAAACAUAAUAUCAAUGCUUAACUGCCUUGUGUUGCAUUGUAUCUCUGGCUUAUUGUGUCCAGAGCAAUGACACUGUUACAGUCUUAAUUUUACAGAGUGCUUUCAGUGCAUGACCGAUGGUGUGAGUUUUCACACCAAACAAAAGUCAUUGCUGACGGUGAUGCUGUUUAACCCACGAGGUACUUUAUCAGUUUAUCAAUAGACCGUUCCUAUCUUUCUUAACUCAUCAUAUCAUAUUAGCACUUCACUAGAGAUAUAUUUUUAUAAAAAAACAACCAAGUACACUGUUCAAUACCUAUACCUAUACCUAGAUUUAGCUUGCAUUCCUGUCUUCAUUUUAUCUAAAAGGUAGCUGUUCAUAUUUUCAGAAUAAGUAAUGGAAUUGAGGUUGUAUGAUGUCAAGCUAUGUUCCUCUUAACCUCUAGUUCAAUAGAAUGUUUAAUGCUUUAAACAGAUAGAGAAAAACAUCCAGCACGCGUAUACACACACACACACACACACACACACACACACACACACACACACACACACACGCGCGCGCACACACACACACACACACACACAAGAGAUACCAAAGUCAGGGCAACAAACACCAACAGCAAAUUAAAGUUAGUCCAGUCACAGUUAUACCUCUUUCUUUCCGUGGAAAGUGUUUAAAGGAAAUCUGGGAAAUGAAGGAAACCACUAACUUACACAUAAGUAGACACAGUAGAGAAAUUAAAACACUUCAUGGACUAGUACCCAUAAUUAAUUGAAUAUCACACGCUGAUAUACAUAUCUAAUUGUGUGGGGUUUUUUGAGGUUAUUUAUUGACAUUUAAUUUUGACACCAAGUUCAUACGUUGCACUGAAGCGCAGCACAUGUAUUAUGAGGAAGAAUUCUUUCAGUUUCACUCACAGCUGGGAGAAAACUGGGCUAUACAUUACAGAGCACCACCAAGUGCCUUGCUCAAGGGCACGUUGAUAACGUAGUUUACCGGAGAGAAAGGGACACAUGCACACAGCUAGGGCAGCGUAUUUUUUUAACUUAAACCAUAAUGCUCAAGCUUUCUUCUUGGGGUUUGUAUUCCUCUCCUGUAAAUGAAGCAAGCUGAAAGACUGUGAAAGUAUACUUUAAAUGUAAUUAGCUAAAUCUUUCUACCUAUUAACUGCCAAGUGUUAACAGCCUGUGCCUAUAAUAUUGUAAGUGGCUUGCCGGUUCUGUGCUAUGGUACUAUGUUUAUGCAAUCACAACUUGUGCAUUGAUGCAUUGCUUUUUGCAGUGGACAGUGUAGGUGAACUGUGCAGAGAUAUCGCUUUUAAAAAUCUGCACAAGCACUGCAACGGCAACACGCACGUGCGUGCAUGCAUACAAGAAAAUAAUGCGUAAAACUAUUUCCCUUAAUCAUAUUUUAUUCUUUGCCUCAUUCACCUAGUUUAUCAGCUGCAAACCACAAUAAGCAUCCUGCUAAUUAUGCUCACAAAACCUUUCAAAUCCAAAAUGAUUAUGAAAGUUCGUAUUGACCACCUGCAAACUGGCAUGUAUGUAGCUGCGAGCAUUCUUCCCCAAGAAAAGCUCAGUUAUAUAUUGUUGCUUAAUAAGUUAGAUAUCUUUAUUAGUAUUUACAAUAAAUUUGUCCUGGUUCAUGGAAAUGGGGGAUGUUUGUAAUAUAAUGUGGGUGAAAGAAAACCUUUUGUAAAGUUUUAGGUCCGUCCUAUGAAUUCUAUCACAAACACCCGACGAUACUGCUGUCACCAAGGCUGCAGAAGAGCGUAGUAUAAUAAAAUGUAAAUACACUUGGGUUAAAAGAGCCUGCCCCAUAUGUAGUGUUUUGUGAUGUAGCAUAAUGAAUGUGAAUCUGAACAGCCUCCAUUUGGCAGCCUCCAAAUGAGCUUUUCUCACCAUAACACAAAUGUAUUCUACAGAGCAAAGGAAGCACAUCCAGCAUAGAAAUACAUUGUUAAUACAGAUAAGUGGAUAGAUGAGUCAGAUAAUAUAUGCCUUUUAAUCAGACAAUCUCAUAGCAACGCAAGAACCAUAAAAUGAUUUUUUUGGGGGAAUCUGAUAAAUAUGUGCCACUUCUCUCUAUCUCGCCUUUAUUUGAAAAUAUCUCAGCGUUAUGUCGUUGCAGCCUAGCGCGAAUGAUCUCAGCAAGUCCUUGGUGUUGCAGAAAAGUCUUAAUAUAUUGCUGUAAAAUUACAAGCAUAUACAUUUUGUGUCAUUAGUAGUAGCCACAAUAUAUUGCUGCUCAGUGCAUGUAUUUUUCCCGCAUUCAGCCUUACUGUGGUGUCAGUCGAGAGAGCGCAACGAUCAUUAUAACAUGUACAAUCCUAAGUGUUUUGCAGGCGAAGUCCGUAAUCAGUAGCACUGUAACGUGACCGUUUCGCCCCGAGAAUCUUUCACAGUGUUUACACUCAUCCAAAGACCCCCAGAAGGCUCUCUGUCUAUAUGAAGGAAGAUCAGAUCAUGGGAAAAGCACUGUUUUGAUCCUGUAUCAGUUGUACCAUGGUGAUUUUUAAAAGUGUGCAAACUGAAAUAUGGAAAAAGAAAAAAAAGAAAAAAAAGUCAAAUCUGUGAAAGUGUUUUUUAAAGGUUAUAGUACGACAGAAAUAUUUGGGAGGUGCUUCUUUUCUUCAAGCUGUGCAAAUGUUUACUACAUUUCAAAUGUUAUUUCAAGCUUAUAAAUGUUACAGACACUUUAGAGGAAGCACUUUGUACACGUACAAUAUAUAUCUGAUGUAGACAUAUUUUGUAUCAAGUGAGUGAAAAAAAUAGCGCUAUAAAAUAGUAUUAUAUAUUUUCUAGUCAGCACAGUAAUCAGAAAGUGAGGAACAGUAUCAGUGUUGAUAAGCUUCGGUUUUGUUUAAGGAACGUAUUUUACACAGAUUGCUUUUAACAGAUUGCUAGAAAGAUGUACUGUAAUGGAGUAUUUAAUGUUUGCUAUAAGAUUUAUAGAUAGAUAAAUGCAGAUUUUUAAUGAAGUCAUAUCAAAAAAGAGGCAGAGUGAAUAGGUAUAUUGUAACUCUGUGCUCGGACUUUCCUCCCGCUAUGUGAUUUCAGCAUUUCAUUAUUUGAAAGUGCAUUUUUUGAUGGGGGUAAAAUAUUUUAUAAUGAUGCAUUUUAGCCCCGAGCCUGUCAGUCCAAGUGUGGCUUUUGUCGUUCUACGGUGUCUGGAAGUAGUUUUGCUGGAAUCUGCGUUGGCUGUUGCUCGUUAUCAAGCAAAGAGCACCGAGCCACACAUUUUUCAGCUUGUUGAGGAAAUAGUUUAAUUCUUGACUUGAGUACAGCGGUAUACAGUCUGGUUUUUAAUGACCUUCAGUGGCUCCACUCUCUUUCCUUCCAUGUGCUAUUUAUUUGUCUGCCCCACCACCUUAGCCAAAUUAACUGUGAAUGGUGCAGCAUGAGUAAUAUUUUCGAUGCCGUGUUGUCAUCUUGAUUAAUAAAGCUGGAAAUGCUCUGCAUGCCAAACUCAGACCCAUCACCACUGUGGUCUCAAGUAUGAUGUUUCGGUUUGCAUUGGCUUGUUUUCUUCAUAUUUUGACACAAACCCCUCACACCCACCCCCUCCGUCCUUGGAGCCGCUGUCCUUGUCUGUUGGCUGCUGUUUUACUCGGGGCUAAGAACUUGUUGAUGAUGUUUAUUUGAUAUUGUUCUCUUGCCAAUUGAGCCUUUCUGGUGUUGUAUAUGUGAUCAAUAAGCUCUCGACAAGUUACAAAAUAAAUAUACAGCAUCUUGGUCAUUAUUUUUGUCAUGUUGUCUUCAAGAAUGAAAAAAUAAAAACGUUUUUAAAGGCAAA